AUGGGAAUACAUGACAGCCAGGUCAACCGACAGUUGACACCUUUGCUAAGUUUCUCCGGGGACAUGGUCCAGCCGGUCGGUAGCGUGACACUCCCAAUUACCUUCGGCACCGCGCCGAGGAGAACGACGGUAUACGACCAGUUCCUCAUCGUUGACUGCCCGACGGCGUACAACGUCAUUGUUGGGCGAACGGCACUGACCAGGGUUAAGGCGCAUCUUUCCCCACACAUGCUGUUGAUGAAGUUCCCGACCCCCAAUGGCGUAGGGUCUGUCAGGGGAAACCAGCUGAGUGCACGGACUUGCUACGCCACGGCAAUCAAAUCAACCUCUUUCAAAAUCCUGGAGGAGACCAUGUCUGUGCAGGGGGUGCCGAACGGCACGGGACCAGUUGAUGACCCAAGAGAUGAGUCGCCAACUCCUCAUACACAACCCGCCGAAGAACUGGAGACGAUAACCCUGAACGAAGAACAGCCCGAUCGUCGGGUUAAAAUCGGUACCAGACUAACCCCUGCCCUCCGAGCGCAGUUUAUAGACUUCUUACGGCACCAUUCGGAAGUAUUCGCAUGGUCCUACGAUGACAUGCCCGGCAUAGACCCUGAAAUCAUCAGCCAUAAACUCAGCAUUUCCCCCGCCUUCAAGCCUGUCAGGCAGAAGCGCCGUUCGUAUGAUGCCGAACGGUACGAAGCCAUGCGCACCGAAGUUGACAAACUUCAAACCAUCGGCUUCAUCAGGGAGGUUACGUACCCGGUAUGGCUGGCGAAUUCGGUCAUGGUCCGGAAGGGUACAGGCGGCUGGCGAAUGUGCCAAGACUACACAGAUCUGAACAAGGCCUGCCCGAAGGACAGCUUUCCGUUGCCCCGAAUAGAUCAGCUCGUGGACGCCACCGCCGGACACGAACUGCUCAGCUUCAUGGAUGCCUAUUCAGGGUACAACCAGAUUUUCAUGCACCCUCCCGACAGCGAGCACACCGCCUUCAUCACGGACAGAGGGUUGUACUGCUACAAUGUCAUGCCGUUCGGCUUGAAGAACGCGGGGGCAACGUAUCAGAGGCUUGUCAACAGAAUCUUCGCCGAACACAUCGGCAGCAUCAUGGAGGUUUACGUUGACGACAUGUUGGUGAAAAGCAGAACAGCCGAAGAACACCUGCACAAUCUGUCUAUCAUGUUCGGUAUCCUGAAGGGCUACUGA
Prunus persica (peach) is the source of this 1188-nucleotide messenger RNA. RefSeq lists its product as uncharacterized. Lineage: Eukaryota; Viridiplantae; Streptophyta; Magnoliopsida; Rosales; Rosaceae. The transcript has a single exon. The record is from RefSeq and is a predicted model, not a curated record. Bases 1 to 1188 code for a protein of 395 amino acids.